CUCAGAAAUCAAUUCUCUAAUCUAAACCCAGUUGAAAGAUUCUUUAGUUCAUUCUAAUAUCUUUUUCUCUCUUCACUCCAUUUUUGUACAACAAUGGCACCUACUCACUUCCAACAACAGAAUGGUUCGAUGGAGAGCUUGUGCAUUAGCCAAAACGAUCCACUCAAUUGGGGUGUGGCCGCAGAUUCCCUCAAGGGAAGCCAUCUCGAUGAGGUGAAGCACAUGAUCGAGGAGUAUCGGAGGCCUAUUGUCAAGAUUGGUGGUGAAAGUCUCACCAUUUCUCAAGUGGCUGCCAUUGCCACUCGAGACUCUGAUGUUAUUGUUGAACUUUCUGAGUCUGCUAGAGCUGGUGUUAAGGCUAGUAGUGAUUGGGUUAUGGAAAGCAUGAAUAAAGGGACGGAUAGUUAUGGUGUUACUACUGGGUUUGGUGCUACAUCUCAUAGAAGGACCAAACAAGGUGGUGCUCUCCAAAAGGAGCUUAUUAGAUUUUUGAAUGCUGGGAUUUUUGGAAAUGGAGCUGAGUCUGAUCAUACUUUGCCCCACUCGGCUACAAGGGCGGCCAUGUUGGUGAGAAUCAAUACUCUUCUUCAAGGCUACUCGGGUAUUAGAUUUGAGAUUUUGGAAGCUAUAACCAAACUUUUGAACCACAACAUUACUCCAUGCUUGCCUCUUCGUGGAACAAUUACUGCCUCUGGAGAUCUUGUUCCUCUUUCUUAUAUAGCUGGACUGCUCACUGGGCGACCCAACUCCAAGGCGAUUGGACCCAAUGGAGAACGUAUGGACGCUAAGGAGGCUUUCCAACAAGCUGGUAUUCCUUCUGGGUUUUUCGAAUUGCAGCCUAAGGAAGGUCUUGCUCUAGUUAAUGGUACUGCUGUUGGUUCUGGAUUGGCUUCUAUUGUUCUCUUUGAGGCAAAUAUUUUGGCUGUUUUGUCAGAAAUUCUAUCUGCUAUUUUUGCUGAGGUCAUGCAAGGAAAGCCAGAAUUUACUGAUCAUUUGACUCAUAAGUUGAAGCACCACCCAGGUCAAAUUGAAGCAGCAGCAAUUAUGGAGCACAUUUUGGAUGGAAGCUCUUACAUGAAAACAGCCAAGAAAUUACAUGAAAUCGAUCCCCUCCAAAAACCCAAACAAGAUCGUUAUGCUCUAAGAACUUCACCUCAAUGGCUUGGUCCGUUAAUUGAAGUUAUUCGAUUCUCUACAAAAUCUAUUGAGCGAGAGAUUAACUCGGUCAAUGACAACCCUUUGAUUGAUGUUUCAAGAAACAAAGCAUUGCAUGGAGGCAACUUUCAGGGAACACCGAUUGGAGUUUCCAUGGACAACACUCGGUUGGCCAUUGCUUCUAUUGGGAAGCUCAUGUUUGCCCAAUUCUCUGAACUUGUUAAUGAUUUCUACAACAACGGUUUGCCUUCUAAUCUUUCUGCAAGUAGAAAUCCGAGUUUGGAUUAUGGGUUUAAAGGAGCUGAAAUUGCCAUGGCUUCAUACUGCUCCGAGCUUCAAUACCUUGCAAAUCCAGUGACAAGCCAUGUUCAGAGUGCCGAGCAACACAACCAAGAUGUUAACUCUCUAGGUUUAAUUUCAUCAAGGAAAACAGCUGAAGCCAUUGAUAUUCUUAAACUCAUGUCAUCUACAUUUUUGGUUGCUCUUUGCCAAGCAAUUGACUUAAGGCAUUUGGAGGAAAACUUGAAGAGUACAGUGAAAAGCACUGUUAGUCAAGUAGCCAAGAAAGUUUUAACCACGUGCUCUAAUGGUGCACUUCACCCAUCAAGAUUUUGUGAAAAAGAUCUACUCAAAGUUGUUGAUAGAGAGUACACAUUUGCUUAUAUCGACGAUCCAUGCAAUGCUACUUACCCAUUGAGUCAAAAGUUGAGACAAGUUCUCGUUGAGCAUGCACUUGCAAACGGUGAUGAUGAAAAGAAUGCAGACACUUCAAUCUUUCAAAAGAUUGUUUUAUUCGAGGAGGAACUAAAAGCAUUAUUACCCAAAGAAGUUGAAAAUGCAAGGUUGGCCUAUGAGACUGGGAACUCCAAGAUUGAAAAUCAAAUCAAGGAUUGUAGAUCGUAUCCAAUAUAUAGAUUUGUGAGAGAAGAGUUGGAAACAAAAAUGCUAACUGGAGAAAAAGUGAUAUCUCCAGGAGAAGAGUGCGAGAAAGUAUUCAUAGCUUUGUGUCAAGGCAAGAUGAUAGACUCGAUCUUAGAGUGUUUGAAGGAGUGGAACGGUGCUCCAAUUCCAAUUUGCUAAUCCAUUUUGCAGCACAUGGAACAGCGGAUCAUUCGUCAACAUUAAUGAAGAUAUUCAUAGGAUGAAUUUGUACUUUUAGUUUAAUUUUCCUUUCAUUUUCCUAUCUUAUUUUCGUUUACUAAAAUGAAUAAAGGAAUAACAUUCUAUUUGAUAAA
Molecule: messenger RNA, 2390 nt
Organism: Benincasa hispida (wax gourd)
Lineage: Eukaryota; Viridiplantae; Streptophyta; Magnoliopsida; Cucurbitales; Cucurbitaceae
Product: phenylalanine ammonia-lyase-like
Biological process (GO): L-phenylalanine catabolic process
Cellular component (GO): cytoplasm
Molecular function (GO): ammonia-lyase activity
Source: RefSeq, a predicted model, not a curated record